AGAGAAAGUCAGAUACUUUAGAUGGGCCGAAAAUUGGGGCCCACAUCCCAGCCACGGAUUUUGCCCCUAUAUAAAGCCUCUUUCGCUUCAUGCAAAUCUCGCUCACUUCACAUUUGUUGUUUCACGUUUUCUUAGCAAUUUCCAUAACAGCCGCUAGGUUUCCGUCCUCCACUUCUCUUCCUUCUUCUCCAUUUUCCAAUUACUGUAUGGUGUUUUCCUUCCUAUUCUAGAUUUGUUUUGGCUUAAAUUCCUGUUACUUUUAACCUUUUUCUUUGUUUAAUUAAAGAAAUUAGCUUCUUCUGAAGUCAGGGUGGGGAUUUUUGGAUCGUGUAAGAGUGUGUUAGAGGGUGAUUAUCUUUUGAUUAAGUCAUUUUUUUGCUUCUUUUGAGGGGGUAGCCGGGGCCUCGUGCCUCGGCGGGUUUUAAUAGCCCCCAUCUAUUACAACAUUGGGAAAAAAAUAGCGAAAUUUAAUCUGUAUAAACAAUUUGAUUUAGUUUCCUUCUUUUCAUUUUGAUCUCUCUUUCUCUGUAUUGUAUUCUUUUGAUUCUUUCUUUUUCCUAAAAGAAAUCGAAAACAGAUCGGGGAAGAGAUGCCGGCCUUAGGUUGUUGUGUAGACGCUACUGUUUCACCUCCUCUCGGCUAUGCCUUCUCUUCGGAUAGCUCUCUUCCCACGCCGGAAUUCUUUUCCUCCGGCGUACCUCCGAUGACAAACGCCGCCGCCGGUCAUUCCCAUUGGUCACCGGAUCUGUCCUCUGCUCUUUACCGGGUUGAUGGGUGGGGUGCUCCUUAUUUCUCUGUUAACUCCUCCGGUGAUAUCUCCGUCCGGCCACAUGGUACGGAUACUCUUCCUCACCAGGAGAUUGACCUUCUUAAGGUUGCGAAGAAGGCGGCUGACCCGAAACAUUUGGGUGGGCUUGGACUUCAGAUGCCUCUUGUUGUUCGUUUCCCUGAUAUUCUGAAGAACCGUUUGGAGACUUUGCAAUCGGCUUUUGAUAUGGCGGUUCGUUCCAGGGGAUAUGAGGCUCAUUACCAAGGUGUUUAUCCUGUGAAAUGUAAUCAAGACAGGUUCGUGGUGGAAGAUAUCGUGAAAUUCGGAUCGCCAUAUCGAUUCGGGUUGGAAGCCGGGUCGAAACCGGAGCUCCUUUUGGCCAUGAACUGUCUGUCCAAGGGCAGCGCUGAUGCUCUUCUUGUUUGCAAUGGUUUCAAGGAUACUGAGUAUAUUUCGCUUGCUUUGAUCGCAAGAAAGCUCCUUUUGAACACUGUAAUUGUGCUUGAACAAGAGGAGGAGCUUGACCUGGUGAUUGAUAUCAGCCGUAAGAUGGCUGUCCGGCCCGUAAUUGGACUUCGUGCUAAGCUGAGGACCAAGCAUUCGGGCCAUUUUGGAUCCACUUCUGGAGAAAAGGGCAAAUUUGGGUUGACAACAACUCAGAUUCUUCGUGUAGUGAAGAAGUUGGAGGGGUCUGGAAUGCUUGAUUGUCUUCAGUUAUUGCAUUUUCACAUUGGAUCUCAGAUCCCAACAACGGAGUUGCUUGCUGAUGGUGUUGGUGAGGCCACUCAGAUUUACUCUGAGUUAGUCCGUCUUGGAGCUGGUAUGAAAUUCAUUGAUAUUGGAGGUGGCCUUGGAAUUGACUAUGACGGUUCGAAAUCAUCCGAUUCGGAUGUCUCUGUUGCCUAUGGCAUUGAGGAAUAUGCCUCUGCUGUUGUCCAGGCUGUCCAAUUUGUCUGUGACCGUAAGGGCGUUAAGCAUCCAGUGAUUUGCAGCGAAAGUGGCAGGGCAAUUGUUUCUCACCAUUCAAUUAUGAUUUUUGAAGCUGUGUCUGCUUCUACUACUAAUGUUUCUCCACAGCUGUCUUCCGGUGGUCUUCAAUCACUGGCGGAAACUCUCAAUGAAGAUGCCCGUGCUGAUUACCGAAACCUAUCUGCUGCUGCUGUCCGUGGCGAAUAUGAUACAUGUCUCCUUUACUCUGAUCAGUUGAAACAGAGAUGUGUGGAACAGUUCAAAGAUGGUUCCUUGGAUAUUGAACAGCUUGCUGCAGUGGAUAGCAUCUGUGACUUGGUGUCGAAAGCUAUCGGGGUUUCUGAUCCUGUUCGCGCUUACCAUGUGAAUCUGUCAGUUUUCACCUCAAUUCCUGAUUUUUGGGCAUUUGGCCAAUUGUUUCCGAUCGUUCCAAUUCAUCGUUUGGAUGAAAAGCCUACAAUGAGAGGAAUACUGUCGGACCUGACCUGUGACAGUGAUGGGAAGGUAGACAAGUUCAUUGGGGGCGAAUCAAGCUUGCCACUCCAUGAUUUGGGAAGCAAUGGUGGUGAUGGUGGGCGGUAUUAUCUGGGGAUGUUUUUGGGUGGGGCUUAUGAGGAGGCGCUCGGAGGGCUCCACAACCUGUUUGGUGGACCAAGCGUCGUGCGUGUGUUGCAGAGCGAUAGCCCUCACAGCUUCGCUGUGACUCGCUCUGUCCCUGGCCCGUCCUGUGCUGACGUGCUCCGGGCGAUGCAGUUCGAGCCUGAACUCAUGUUCGAGACUCUCAAGCACCGUGCAGAGGAAUCCUUUGAUCAAGAAGAAGAAAUAGAAGAUAAAGGCCUGGCCUUUGAAUCUUUAAUCAGCGGCUUAGCUCAGUCCUUCCACAACAUGCCUUACCUUGUGGCACCUUCGUCUUGCUGCUUCACCGCAGCAACCGCGAAAGGUGGGAGCUAUUACUACUACAAUGAAGACAAUGCUGCUGAUUGUGCAACAGCGGAGGAUGAGAUUUGGUCCUAUUGCACUGCUUGAACUGUCUCGUAACAUCUCCAGUUUGUCUUAGUUUGUCGUCGAGGUCGUCAGUUUUUUUUUUUUGAAUAAAUUCCCCUUAGUUGGUGGUGUUACAUUUCUUUGUUUUUAGUUUCUUGUUUUUAAAUGAUGCAGUAGAAAGACUGUACAUGUCAUCUCUAUUGCAUUUAGCUUGUGUUAUUGUUGUUUUAAGAGGAAGAGUUGUGGGUACAUAGACCAAAUCAAUUUGAUGUAUGAUUUGGCCUCUUCCUAUGUAUUCUCCUCCUAUUAUGUAAUGCAUUUUGUUUUAGUA
This is a messenger RNA of Capsicum annuum, 3053 nucleotides long. RefSeq names its product arginine decarboxylase. Gene Ontology annotation, molecular function: arginine decarboxylase activity. The record is from RefSeq and is a predicted model, not a curated record. The transcript has a single exon. NCBI's taxonomy places the organism in Eukaryota, Viridiplantae, Streptophyta, Magnoliopsida, Solanales, Solanaceae. Bases 590 to 2764 code for a protein of 724 amino acids. Gene Ontology annotation, biological process: L-arginine catabolic process; spermidine biosynthetic process.